CAAAAAUAUACUGACAUUUUUCAGAGUCUGGCCAGCCCAUCUGUGGUAAUGGAAUGGUAGAAGAGGGAGAGCAGUGUGAUUGUGGAUACAGUGACCAGUGUAAAGAUGAAUGCUGUUAUGAUGCAAAUCAACCAGAAGAUAAGAAAUGCAAGUUAAAACCAGACAAACUUUGCAGCCCCAGUCAAGGCCCCUGCUGUACUCCACAAUGUAGCUUCAAACUCAAGACUGAUAAGUGUCGGAAUGAUUCUGACUGUGCAAGAGAAGGAAUGUGUAAUGGUUUCACUGCUCUCUGUCCAGCAUCUGAUCCCAAGCCAAACUUCACAGAUUGCAACAGACACACACAAGUUUGCAUUAAAGGGCAAUGUGCUGGUUCUAUCUGUGAGAAGUAUGGUUUGGAGGAAUGUACAUGUGCUAGUUCAGAUGGCAAGGAUGAUAAAGAGUUGUGCCAUGUCUGCUGCAUGAAAAAAAUGGAUCCAAUGACUUGUGCAAGUACGGGAUCUAGUCAGUGGGAGCAGCAUUUCCAUCUCAAAACCAUUACGCUUCAACCUGGAUCCCCCUGUAAUGAUUUUAAAGGCUAUUGUGAUGUAUUCAUGAGAUGUCGGUUAGUAGAUGCUGAUGGUCCUCUAGCCAGACUAAAGAAAGCAAUUUUUAAUCCAGAGCUGUAUGAAAAUAUUGCUGAAUGGAUUGUGGCUCACUGGUGGGCAGUAUUGCUUAUGGGAAUUGCUCUGAUCAUGUUAAUGGCUGGAUUCAUUAAAAUAUGCAGUGUUCAUACUCCGAGCAGUAAUCCAAAGUUGCCUCCUCCUAAACCACUCCCAGGCACUUUAAAGAGGAGGAGACCACCACAAACGACUCAACCACCACCACGUCAGAGACCCCGGGAGAGUUAUCAGAUGGGACACAUGAGACGUUAACUACAGAUUUUUGCCUUGGUUCUUCCUAGUGCCUACAAUGGGAAAACUUCACUCCAAAGAAAACCUAUUAAGUCACUGUCCCCAGUCCAACUCUCAAACAAAAAUAGAAGAAAAAAAAGGCAAGAUGUUAUGUCCUCAAACAAGUGGAGGAGUUUAAUUUUUAAUUAUUGGACCUUCCAGAGAGAGAAGUGAUUUUCUUACAGAUAUUUUUAACCUAAUGGCACAAAAGUCUUAGAUUAUCAUGUUUUUUUCCCCUUUUCUGCUCUUCAUUGCUGCAUUUUCUUCACUUGCAGGCAAACAUGGCUCUAGUAAAACUUUUAUUCACAAAUUGAAAAUAUAUCUGUAUAUAUUUUUCAACUGCCAAUCAAGGUUAGGAAGCUAGAUCACCUCAACAUUGGAGACAUAACCUGCCAAUGUAUAUAAAUUGUUAUAUGCAGACAUGUAUUUCUAAUGUACACCCGUACUUCUGUGUGCAAUUGUAAUCAAAAUAAUUGCAAUAUGGAUGUUUCUUUGUAUUAUAAAACUUUUCCGCUAUUAAUGAAGAAAUUACUGUUUAAUUGACUUACUCAGGAUAACAGAGGAUGGAGGUGUAUAAUGGUCAAGGAUUCUGUAAUGCUUUACACAGCAGUUUUGAAUCAAUUCAAACUUUUUUUAUUAGGAUCAGAGUUGGUUCAAGUACUCAUUUCAUCUUUUAUCAAACAGCUGCUAAGACAUAGCACACAAGUUUGAAUGCUCUUUUUGGAAUACAUGCAACAAGUGUGCAAACUUCGCAUAUGCCAGAAUGUUUCAAAAUUACAUUUUAUAUAAAUGUCUGAUUUCUUGUAGUUCAGCAUAAGUAUUUUUAAUUUUCGUCUGAUUAUUCUGUUAAAUAAUGAAGAGUUGGAUGAAAUAUUUCCAUGCUUUAGUAGAGAAAUAUGCCUGUUAUACAAUUUGUUUUAAGGACUGCAACCGGUUUAUUUGGGUUGUUCAGAUAUUCGUAGUGUGGUAAUUACGUUCAUGAUUCUGAAGAAAUGGGAAGGAUGAAAAGCUGUAGUUUCUAUUUUUUAAUUUAUCAAAUAUUUAGAUAACUUUCCAGCAUGAUACUGUUAAUGAAUAACCACUAAAAUACAGUAAUAUUCCAGCUACUGUAGCUGACUUAAAGUUGUAGUUAAGCCAACUGAUUUUCCCUUAAAUAUUUUAUAACAGUAGUGAAGUUCAAACAGCACAAUGUCCCAUUCCAAAGUUUGUAGUACGAAUGUAAAUAAUUGGCAUUUUUUUAAAAAGAAAAAACAAAAGCAUUUAUUGUCUUAACAUGCUUACUGCUAUGCAGAAAUGAAAGGGGCAUUACAAAAGUUUAAGCUCGUGACAUAUUUAUUGCUUGUUUUCCAAAAGCUGCAAGCUAAUUAGAAGCAAAUGGCUAUAAUUUUCCUGGCUUUGCUUAGGAGAAAAUUUAUUAAGGGUUGGACAGGUCUUUCUUUUUUCUUUUUCUUUUUUUUUUUAAGUAGUAUAAAGUUUACACAAUCAUUCUCAUAAUGUGACGCAAGCCAGCAAGGCCAAAAAUAUUACAGAAUAUAAUGGGAUCUCUUCCUUGUAAACUUGUACAGUAUGUGGUGACUUUUUUCAAAAUACAGCUUUUUGUACAUGGUUUAGAGACAAAUUUUGUACAUGAAACCCCAUAGACUAUAAAUAAUUCCAAACAAUCUUAAUAAGUUAGAAAUGUAUGUAGUUGCUUUUAAAUCAUUUUAAAUACAUUUGUUUUCAGACCGUGCAAAGACUGGAAGUGGGUUUGCAUUUCUAAAAUGGUGACUUUAAUUCAGCAAGAGUUCUUAGUAACUUCUUGAGUGUGAUAACCUUUGGGGCAUGUAAAUUUUUUGCUCGUAGUGUUAUCCUGUGGUGGGGUUUCAGCAGAUACAUGCUGCCCUAUUUUAUUUUAAGUCUAAGUUAAAUGUUUUCUGAAAAGAGAAAUGUGCACUGAACUCUCCACUGCAAGUCAAAAUGUGGUAAAACAAAAGAGAUCAAGACAAAUGAGAUCUAAUACUACUGUCAAUUUAAUGUCCACUGUGUUUUAUACAGUAUCUUUUUUUGUUCACUUUGGAAAUUUUUACUAAAAUUGCAAAAAAUAAAGUAUUGUGCAAAGAUAUGUACGUUUUUUUUGAAACUUGAAAUGCAUUAAUAAAUAGACUUGAUGAAAUUA
Messenger RNA from Chrysemys picta bellii (western painted turtle), 3084 nucleotides. The record is from RefSeq and is a predicted model, not a curated record. Lineage: Eukaryota; Metazoa; Chordata; Testudines; Emydidae.